Messenger RNA from Passer montanus (Eurasian tree sparrow), 1250 nucleotides. Its product is annotated as 26S proteasome regulatory subunit 6B-like. The record is from RefSeq and is a predicted model, not a curated record. Gene Ontology annotation, biological process: proteasome-mediated ubiquitin-dependent protein catabolic process. Gene Ontology annotation, cellular component: proteasome regulatory particle, base subcomplex. Gene Ontology annotation, molecular function: ATP hydrolysis activity; ATP binding; proteasome-activating activity. The transcript has 8 exons. The coding region runs from base 1 to 1149 and encodes 382 amino acids. Lineage: Eukaryota; Metazoa; Chordata; Aves; Passeriformes; Passeridae.
AUGGGUGGGGAAGGACCCUGUGGGCCACCACAGAACGUGGAGCAGACCAGGGUCAUUGUGGGGACCUCCACAGUUGACCUUGGAGAUGUUCCAGUUGCCCCAGACUGGUCCCAGUUUGCCCCAGUUUGUCCCAGCUGGUCCCAAACUGGUCCCAGUUUGCCCCAGUCCAUCCCAGUUUGCCCCAGUUGCCCCCAUUGCCCCCCAGACCAGAAGCCGGACGUGGUGUACGCCGACAUCGGCGGCAUGGACAUCCAGAAGCAGGAGGUGCGCGAGGCCGUGGAGCUGCCCCUCACCCACUUCGAGCUCUACAAGCAGAUCGGCAUUGACCCCCCGCGGGGGGUGCUCAUGUACGGCCCCCCCGGCUGCGGCAAGACCAUGCUGGCCAAGGCCGUGGCACACCUGGGGACGCUGAGGUGGCCCUGGGGACCCGCGCGCUGUCCCCUCCCGCAGAUCGGCAUUGACCCCCCGCGGGGGGUGCUCAUGUACGGCCCCCCCGGCUGCGGCAAGACCAUGCUGGCCAAGGCCGUGGCACACCACACCACCGGGGUGGAAUUUGGGGUGAGGAACCUUCUGGAGAACCUCGGGAUGAAACUCAGCAACACCUGGGUGGAAUUUGGGGUCACCUGGAUGAAAUUUGGGGUUUUGGGCGGAAUUUGUGGUUUUGGGUGGGAUUUGGGAUUUUGGGUGGAAUCCCCAAAUCCGUUGUCCCAAAAUCUCCGUUUUUCGCCCCAAGCCGACCGCGAGGUCCAGCGGAUCCUCCUGGAGCUGCUCAACCAGAUGGACGGCUUCGACCAGAACGUCAACGUCAAGGUGAUCAUGGCCACGAACCGCGCGGACACGCUGGACCCGGCGCUGCUGCGGCCGGGCCGCCUGGACCGCAAGAUCGAGUUCCCGCUGCCCGACCGGCGCCAGAAGCGCCUCAUCUUCUCCACCAUCACCGGCAAGAUGAACCUGUCCGAGGAGGUGGACCUGGAGGACUACGUGGCGCGGCCGGACAAGAUCUCGGGGGCCGACAUCAACUCCAUCUGCCAGGAGGGCGGCAUGCUGGCGGUGCGCGAGAACCGGUACAUCGUGCUGGCCAAGGACUUUGAGAAGGCGUACAAAACCGUCAUCAAGAAGGACGAGCAGGAGCACGAGUUCUACAAGUGACACCGCGGGGACACCCUGGGGACACCUUGGGGACACCUUGGGGACACCCCUGGGAUAUUGCGGGGACACCUUGGGGACGUUCAAAUAAAGCUGAGACCGGA